Heterobilharzia americana is the source of this 2106-nucleotide messenger RNA. NCBI's taxonomy places the organism in Eukaryota, Metazoa, Platyhelminthes, Trematoda, Strigeidida, Schistosomatidae. The record is from the annotation of a GenBank genome assembly.
AUGCAUACCCAGCCGACAUGCUUUCAAACUGAUCCUGAACAACCGGAUUUAAAUGGUUAUCACUGGCUUAUAAUUGACUUCGGUAUUGUAAUGCACCAUGUAAAAGAAGUUAGAUUGGCUCCAAAUCCAAGUCAUAAAAAUUAUGCUACAAAGCUCUCGAAUAUUGAUGUAUUUCUAAUAAAAAAUGGAGAAUCUUUGGAAACAGAUGAAAUGCUAACAUCACUCAGAAGGUCAAGACAAGGGUCAGUGAGGCAAAUUAACUGGAAUUCGACAGGCAUUCAUUUCUGUCAUUCAACAGGGACUAUUUCUGCAGGUACUAGAGCGGCUAGUAUAGAAUGCCCAGAAGCGAUGCAUGGAAGAUGGCUAGCCUUGAGAAGACUAGAUGGGGAAUUAAACAUUUGUCUAAUCAACGUUUAUGUAAAGAAAGCUUUUGAAGAGUGCUUUAUUUAUUAUUCACUGAAAGAACAACAAAUCUGGCCCAGUCUAACAGGUCAACCAUUUAGUUUUAUACGCCACCUGUCUAAGUCAGCCUGUCGUGCUGGAUGUUCCUCCAACCGAAACUGUCAAGCAAUACGUUACAGGAAAGCAAGACGUACUGGAGUCUGUGAACAGAUACGUGAUGUUGUACUUUCAGAAGAUCUCACCAACAAUACAAUAGAUGGGAGUGAUCAGUUUCAACAGGAUUCUUUGUUACGCUGUGAUUCUGAAGACUGCAGUAUUGCUUUAAACAAAUGUCAAUUAGGUAAAUUAUAUGAAAUGCACAGAGUGGUAGCUCCUCAAGGGAGUGAUGUAUCAGAAUCUGAUGGUAGUUACAAUGAUAAUCAAAGUGGAAAUAAAUUUUCAGUAUGGGAAGUUAAAUCUGACCAGCAAACAGCUGUGUCCAGUAUACUGAGCCCCAUAGAAUCUGGACAACUGCUGUCCAUUCAAAUGGACGGUUACUUAUACUGUAGCGAAGCGAUUUGCGAUACACUUAAAGUCUAUUCAGUGGAUGAGAACAAAGAAGCCUCUUUUUGUGGUGAAAUUGACUCACUCGUCGUAUCCCAUUUGAGCAAGUAUUAUUUAUUCUGUGAAAAUAAUUAUCCAAUAGACAAACUGAAGUCGAUUCGUUUAGAAUGGAAUAAUAGGGGAAGAGAAAAUACUGGUUAUCUACUUGUGAACAUAACACAAAUGUUUAUAAGAAUUACACAGAAUGCAAAGUUAUUCAGCCUUAAUUUAAAACAUAACAAUAACCAAGCAACAACUCAUCCAACUACAACAAUUACAAGUGAAAUAGAUUUCAUCACAGAACAGCAAUGGAGUGCACCUCAACACAGCGAUCAGCUAGAUGAACAGAAAGAAGAACGAAAAGACGAAAAUGAGGCACUACAACAAACACAGCAUAUUCAACAAGAAGCGGAACUGCUUCAACAGUAUUAUCAACAGGAAACUGAAGAACAGUUAGUUCAGCACCACGACCAGUAUUCAGUUGAAGGGGAGCACCAGAAAAAAGAAUUGACAGAAACCAGUGCUGCUGACAAUGAUGUGGUGGGAACAACUAGCCAUUUGAGUUGGUUUGAUCCAAAUACAGAAUCUAGUAUAGAUGAAGAAGACGAUUUUGAGACGUCAAACUCUGAUUUUGAUGAUGAGAAAAACGAAAAACCAAUAACACAUGAGAAGGGAUUUAAAAUCAUUCAAAAAACAAGCCCAGUUAUCGAAGCUGAAAAAGAAUUUGUUGAAAAAAGUCAAAACAAUGACAGAAUAAAUGAACAUAUUACGACAACUGGAGCUUAUGAAACAUUGGAGCACAUUGAAAAAAUUGAUUUAGUAGACACAAAUUCACAGGCAUCGCAACCGAGUGCAUACAGUUUUCCUGAUAAAAAGGAAGAAACUGAUGCCGAAGAAAGUCUGACACCAACUAAACUGGGUGUACGUGAAGCAAGAAGGGAUCAAGAUGGUGAUAGACCACAGGUGGUUGAUAAAAAUUACCGUAACCUUGAAAGAAAAUCACCUUUGACAGCAGUAGCCUUUAAAGAGAACAAAACAAGAAAUAUAGGUUCAUCUUCACACAAUCCUAAAAUAAUUUUAAUUGCCACAACUCACUUUAUUUACAUUCUUACAUUUUUAUAA